AUGAGUGUGUUUCAGCCCUGAGCUCUGCACAUUCCACCACAGAAUAUGUCUUAUUUUACAAUGAACACUGUAUUUACUAUAGUGAAAUGUUCCUCAGUGCUGGUGGGAAGAUUCCCCCUGUUUCCAGUCUUUAUGCUAAGCUAAGCUAACCAGCGUCAAGUUACCAUACAGACAGGAGACUUGUAUCAAUCUUCUUCUCUAACUCUCGACAGUAAAGUAUCAGAUACAGACCUGUGAAAUAAAGCGUCACAAUCGAUUCAGUUCUCAGAAACAGCAGCAGAGGCACGACGAGCGCGGCCCGACGCUGUUGGAGGAAAAAUGUUUCUGACAGCAGAACUGAAAACAGAAGAGAAAUCCUGCCGCCUCGAGGCCAGACAGCCGAGUGUGAAGACACAGUCAGUACGAUCAUCGGUGGCACACUGAGAGUUACACAGCAGCCCACAUGAACACUUAAUUUAUUCUGUAGAUUCAUAUUUACGUUUCUCUGUAUUUAAACUCGUGAUGUAAUCCAGAUUGCAUAAAUUACUGGCUGCUCUACAAAUUCUUGCAUUCUGGCCAGAUCUCUUUUUUUCACAAGAAAUAUAAAACAGCCUCCGUAUUUGCUGUUUGGAGCCACUUUGAAAACACAGUUCUGGUCUUUGAAAGAGUCUUUAAACUCCAUCAAACAGGAAGUUUACUCCUCAUUCUUUUAAAGAGUCAGCCGACUCUUGGUUGGUGUCGGUUGGUCUGAAAAGUUACUUCUCCAGAACUGACUCAGGGAAAAAUAAUGACUUAAAGGUGGCACUGUUUUUUAAAUAAUUUAAGUAUUUUGAUUAAUUUACAUAUUUUUAAACUCUUUCCAGUGCAUCAUUAGUAUUAGUUUCAGUGUUUUCCUGUCUUCUGUGUGUUUAGUAUCUGUGGUUCAGUCGACAGAUCUUCAUUAAGUCAGUGAGUGAGCAGUGUGGAGGGACGGAGCUCUGACUCCCCCUACAGGACAAACACCUGCAGCAUAUAUAGAUAUGUAUGUAUAUAUUUGUGUAUAUGUAUGUGUGUAUGUAUGUAUAUUACUUAUUAUAUAUAAGUGCACUUUGAUCCUCGCAGCUUCGUUCCUCAAAACGUACGCACUAACAUCAUGGUGGUGAGUUUCUUUAUGUCUGUUGGUGAUGAAAUGUUCCGUCUGCACUUAACAAAGUGAAUCCUCACUGACUAUCUUCCUCCGGGUCAGGAAACCAGAAGUCAUGUGAUGUAAUAUGUUGUGAGUUAUAAAUGUUCAGCGGCACAAAGACGGACUCAUCAUCCAGACAACAUGAAGGCUUCGUCCGUCUCUCUGGUUCUCGGCCUGGCUGCGCUGCUGUUUGAGCUGACUGUCUCUGCAGUCUUUCUGAGUGUGAGUCCAAACCGUCAGCAGUUCUUGAGAAGAGACGCCGUCUCUCUGAGCUGUGUUGAUGAUGGACAGACGGUAGACGGAUGGGCGGUGAAGAGGACAACAGGAGGACAGACACAGACGUGCGAUGGCGGUCAACAAGACUUUGGUGGAUUUAAUGGUUCCUCCUGCAUUAUUCCACAUCUGUUCUCAUCAGACAGUGGGGUUUACUGGUGUGAAACCAGAGCUGCACAGAGGAGCGUCCAGGUCAACAUCAGUGUUUCUGGUCAUUCUGUGUUGCUGGAGUUUCCCAAACUUCCUGUGAUUGCAGGAAGUGAUGUCACUCUGCGCUGUAAAACCAGAGAAAGUUCGUCACAACUAGUGUAUUUCUUCAGCAAUAGGAGCUUCAUUGGAUUUGGACUCGCAGGAGAGUUCACCAUCAGCGAUGUGCAGCGGUCUGACGAAGGCCUCUACUGGUGUUCCACUGGUCUGUUUUCAAAAUCAUCCAAGACCUGGAUGAGUGUUGUAGAUCCUCCUCCUCUUCAUCUGUCUGUGGUGGGACUGAUCUGCCCUCUAGUGGUCUUCUGUCUGUACUGCAUGUCCACCAUCCUGAUGGUGUCCAUCUACUGCAGCAGGAAGAGAGGAAAUGAACCAGGCGUGGAGACGGAGCACGGAGUUGAAGGCGGUCAGAGAGUGGCUGAAGAGCUCGGUUACGUCACCGAGCAUGAUUUCUGAACCGACGAGGAUGCAUUUGUUGUUUCAUAUCAGACACUUUAUAUGAACUGAAGUGUAUUCAGACUGUCAAUCCUUCACUGGGCUUUGAGCCAAAUGCUAACAGCAGAAAUGAAAUAGGAGCAGAACGGACCAUUCAAAGCAAUGUAGCAGGACGGUCAGAGCGGCGGCCAUUUUUAAGUGUACCGUUGCCAUUGCAAUCGUUGUAGCGGGCUACAUUCUAUAUAAACUAGACAGACUUACAGCAAGUGGUGGACUCACUGAGGUCAGGUUUUGAAGGAACUAAAAAAAAAGUAGUAGAAAAGUUAAGUGUCUAGAGCCAAAAUAUGUUAAAUUUAACAACUUAGUGCUUCAUCCACACAGCAGAGAAAAGCACAUUGCCAUUACCAGACGACUGAUUUUCUGUAACCAGUGUAGCAUUAAAGGAUGCUGUAGUUGGUCAUUGGAGCUGCGACAACAAUUUACAGCCGCACUGACGUGUAUGUCACCAUAACAGCGUCUCCAUUUUCUUUUGUACUUGUCAAAUUAACCAGGUAAACAGUUAAAUACCCGUACUACUCCUGUAUUUCUAUGACAUUUGCCUUUUACAGUGCUCACCAUCUUAGGUUAGCGUGCUAAUGUACACAAACAAGGUCAGAGCUUUUUUCUGUAUUCAUUUUAAGUUUUAUGGUUUCAUUGUAUUGCAUUACGCAUCAUAGCCGUUUGUAUGUCCAUUUGUAUGCCGGCCCCCGCGGAGGCUCCAACGCCCGAUGCGGUAACGCCGCGGGUCGAGGUGGAGGUAGACGUCGUCGUCCCAGCGCUUCCUCACGCAGCGACCUUGGCCCCGGCAGAGCGCCUCGCUACAGAGUCGCGUUGACGUGGAGACGUGGCGACGUGGAGACGUUAAUACAGGCCUACCUGUAUUAAGGCAGAUCCAGCCGCCUCUACAGGAAAGAACUUUGAGUUUAAGUAUUUAUAAAGUACAGCUGGAUUACAAGACAAUCUUAAUGGUCAAACUAUGCAAAAACUCAGUCAUUGAGUUGAAAGCUCAGGAACAAGCUAGUCAGCAAUCCUCGAGUUGUGUUAUGUUAACGAAAAAUGCAAAAUGUGUUAAAUGGAAUAUUUCUAUGGCAAAACCCAAUGUGAAAAGCCAUUAAUAAUUUAAAUUGUUCUCACGUGCAUAUUCCAAAAGAAAGUUCUGUGAAUAUAAGUUGUUUUUUUAACCUGCCUUUGCAUUUAAGAGUCAUUGAGUUUUACCAAAGACAGAAAUAUAAAAAACAAACAAGAUAUUAAAAACAGU
This is a messenger RNA of Anarrhichthys ocellatus (wolf-eel), 3353 nucleotides long. Its product is annotated as low affinity immunoglobulin gamma Fc region receptor II-like. Gene Ontology annotation, molecular function: transmembrane signaling receptor activity. Gene Ontology annotation, cellular component: external side of plasma membrane. The record is from RefSeq and is a predicted model, not a curated record. Gene Ontology annotation, biological process: immune response; cell surface receptor signaling pathway. NCBI's taxonomy places the organism in Eukaryota, Metazoa, Chordata, Actinopteri, Perciformes, Anarhichadidae. The transcript is spliced from 7 exons. Bases 1286 to 2077 code for a protein of 263 amino acids.